GAAAGAUUCCUUGCAAAGAAGACUUUUUUGACGAUAAUCCAGAUAUGCAGAUUAUUGUUCUUAAUAAUCCAUCAAGUGUUGGUUAUCUAGAACUUAAUAGUAACAAUCCAUUCGAUAAACCAAGACUGCAUCUAAACUAUUUCGAAAAAUCUGAUGAUUUAUAUAGAAUGAUCAGUUCACUUAAAUUAUGUCGUGAAGUACUUAAGCAGCCACCAUUGAGUACUGUUUAUAAUGUUAAGGAAGUUGGGAUAAAUGAUGAAUAUGGACAAUGGAGUACUAAUGGGGAUGAUAUUAGUGAUGAGGAUUGGGAAAAUGGAACAGUAAAAAUGGCACCAGAAUCUAAAGAUGGAGUAGUCAAUCAUCGACUUCAAGUUUAUGGUACUACAAAUCUUCGAGUUGUUGACGCAUCGAUAUUUCCUUAUAUUCCAAGCGGAAACACUAAUGCAGCCACUGCUAUGGUUGCUUGGAGAGCAAGUCGGUUAAUUAUUGAAGAUUAUAUGAAAAAAGUUAACUGA
Messenger RNA from Racocetra fulgida, 515 nucleotides. NCBI's taxonomy places the organism in Eukaryota, Fungi, Glomeromycota, Glomeromycetes, Diversisporales, Gigasporaceae. The record is from the annotation of a GenBank genome assembly.